Molecule: messenger RNA, 1269 nt
Organism: Candidozyma pseudohaemuli
Lineage: Eukaryota; Fungi; Ascomycota; Pichiomycetes; Serinales; Metschnikowiaceae
Exons: 1
Coding region: 1-1269 (422 amino acids)
Molecular function (GO): protein binding
Source: RefSeq, a predicted model, not a curated record
AUGGCGGCUGGAAAUGCCCUUUUUGUGUACUCUGUGCCGGAAACGCCGUGGCACGUGGUGGUGACGGACCAAAGCCGGCAUUUCUACUUCAAUUCGGCCACAAAAACGUCGGUGUGGCAGAUCACGGAAACCGAUGAGGGAGUACUGGAGAAGAUCGAUUACAACCAAUUGGCGGUGCUUUUCGCCAAAUCUCGCGGCUGGGCGCCCAGAGAGAAGGAGCGGCCGCGGAAGGAGGUGAAGAAGGCUCAAAAGGAGGAAAUCGUGGAGAAAGUGGAGGAAAAGGUGGAGGAGAUGGAGAACCCUGAAAGUGAAGAAGAGGAGGAGUACGUGGAGCCAGAGGUACCACACGACUUGAUUGGGUCGAUUGUGGCGGAUGCAGGCCCAGCUGAAGAGGAGGAAGAAGAGGAGGAGGAAGAGGAAGAGGCCAAGGAGCAGACUGGAGGAUUGGGGAUUCUUCAAGGCUACGGAAGUGACUCUGAAGAGGAGGCAGAAGAGGAGGCCGAGAUUCCUGAAAAGGAUGUUGAUCCAGAGGAUGUUGAUCCAGAGAAAGUUGACGGAAGUGAUGUCGCUGAAUCGGAGGAGGACGUCAAUGCCGGGCUAGAGCUCGGAAUCCUGGAGGACGAAGGUGAAGAUGAUUCUGGGGAAGAUGCUAAAUCUGCUUUCAAGGAACUACUAUCGCAGCAUCAGGGCACGUUCUCCAAGUACGACCCGUGGUUUCUUGUGGCCGAGGAGCUUGUAUCGGUUUUGGCACAGGAGCCAGCUUUCUAUACGAUUCUGGACGAGACCAAGGAGACCAUUUUCAAUGAAUGGGUUGCUGAGCAGGGUGACUCUAAAAGCGGCAUCUACCCUACUGAAGUCCUCCGCUUUUUUCAAUCACUUCAGGAGCACAAAAGCGAGAUACGAAAGUUGCCCUAUGUUCAAUUCAAAGAGCAGUAUCCUAUAGACUCUGAGGUCGAGGACCAGGACAAGCUCUACCGACAAUUUCGAGCCACUUUGGUGGAAUUCGCCGAAUACGAAAAAAAGCUCAAGAAGAGCGGCUACAAGGGCGAGAACCUUAAGGUGAAGCGAGUAGCUGAAUUUGUGGCUGCCGAGUUGAAGGGGUUGGAAGUUGCACAUCAAGAGCACGAGCUGCAGGCAGAUCUGUUCUUUGAAAAGUGGGUGGAUCUCUGUAACCACUUUGAUUUACCCCAAUCCAUGGUGGAAAGCCCGGUGAAUUUCAUUCUUGGCGAUGAGAAGAGGUACGUUUGUUAUAGAGAUGCCUUGAAGUGA